Molecule: messenger RNA, 1698 nt
Organism: Malassezia globosa CBS 7966
Lineage: Eukaryota; Fungi; Basidiomycota; Malasseziomycetes; Malasseziales; Malasseziaceae
Exons: 1
Coding region: 1-1698 (565 amino acids)
Biological process (GO): meiotic chromosome segregation
Cellular component (GO): nucleus; chromosome, centromeric region
Source: RefSeq, a predicted model, not a curated record
AUGGCGCAUGCACUGCGUGAUUGUGGCGUGCGCACACCGCUAGCAGCUCGCGAGCGUGCGACUUCCGCUUUGCCCACACCUCCGCAGCCUCCGUCUCGUUCACAUAUUGUCCUGCAAGACGACCGGCCUACUACGCGCGUUCCUGCCGCAUAUGCAACACCAUUGGCAUCUGAAUUUAUUGCAGAGGUGAGCGAAGAUAUGUCACCACUACCUGAGACGCCAACGCGUGAGGCCUGGACACCAUCACAGGACUCGACACCUCGCGUCGCUUCACCCCUCCGUGGUGACACGUGUCCUAUAUCUGUAACGCGAAGAACGCAUGGCCGGCGACAAAGCACGCAGGUGGACGAUGUGUUUCGCUUAGAUGCUAAUGACUCGGCGGGAACACAACAUGUCGGCGAUGAUGGUGACAUGCAGUUUGAAGAAUAUGAGCAGUUCGUGGAUCCUGUAUCCGAGCAAGAGCAAGGGCAAGAGCAGGAAUGUGAGCCUGUGUUUGCAAUGGAUAUGGAGCAUGAGUAUGAACAGGAACCUUUCGUUGAAGACGAACUUAUACCAGAACAUGAACAUGAACAUGAGCAUGAGCAUGAGCACGACCAUGUACUCCAACACGAGUCCCUACACGAAGGGGAAUCAGAGUCUCAUCCUUCGUCUAAUACUGGCUCUGGAUCUGACAGCCGAAGUGAAAUGGAUCACCAGCUCGAUCCUAGCAUGCAGAAUCUAUCUGCUCAUGAUACCAAGCAGAGAACGACGCCAUCGACGCCGCCUCAUCCCCAACCGAAGCGCUCUCGACGCACAUCCAUCGCGAUGGACCCUGGCCUUAUCGACGAAGUGCCAGAUCGGACACGUCGGGCACGGAAAAGCAUCAAUUAUGCGCUUCCCAAGCUCAAUACCAAGAUGCGGAAACCCGAUCCGGAUGAGAGCGACGCACCUGAUGCAAAGAAACCCCGAACCUCACAGGAACGUCGCCGUUCUACUCGCACAGCUAGGCAAGUAUCAUCGCCGUCACAGCCACCCAAGACCGGUCCUAAUGCAAGCGUAAACAAGUCAUCAAAAGAGUCGAAAGAGCUUUCCGAGUCGAAGCGGUGCGGCGAUGUCAACCAGCAGCACGAAAACGAACUGCCGCCAGAUUCAUCCAACACAGGCACGCAGCAUCCUUCUCCGGCGCCUUCCACUCUGCCCCCAGCUACGCCACCUCAGGAUCAAGUCCAGCACGAUCCGGAGCCUAACCACGGGCAAAAGCAAGACUCGAACUCGACGAUACAAGAUUCACCUGUCUCGCCUCUUCUUACACCCAAAGCAGCGCCGACGCCACGGCGCCCAAGACGCUCGCGGGCCGCUGAGCCAACGCGACGAGCAACGCCUCAGGUGCCCAAACAGAGAGCCGGGACACCGACGAUCCCCCCAUCUGUAUCAACAGCAUCAGCAAGACCAACGGUGCCUGCAUUCCAGACACGGUCAAACAAACCGUUCGUACCAUCGCGCGGAGGCAAGAACCCACAUGCCAGUGUGCUACAGCAGCAUUCAGCACAGAAAAUGCCCAACUGGGCUAGCUCACUGCUGCAUUUGUCGUCGCCGGAGCCACCUAGCCGCCAAUCCUCGCAACAGAACAAGGAGAACUAUCCCGAGCGUCCUCGUCGCCCUUUGCAACAAACCCCGUACUCGACAAGGCGGUCUUCAGCGUUCUCAUCCGGGUCGUGA